This is a messenger RNA of Helicoverpa armigera (cotton bollworm), 1320 nucleotides long. Its product is annotated as leukocyte elastase inhibitor. Gene Ontology annotation, molecular function: serine-type endopeptidase inhibitor activity. The coding region runs from base 47 to 1291 and encodes 414 amino acids. The record is from RefSeq and is a predicted model, not a curated record. The transcript is spliced from 2 exons. NCBI's taxonomy places the organism in Eukaryota, Metazoa, Arthropoda, Insecta, Lepidoptera, Noctuidae.
ACAACUUAGUUCAACCUUUCGCGGAAACUGACGUGGACGUGUAACCAUGCGAGUAUCAAUUCUAACUUUACUACUAGUGUGUUGUUGUGUUCCAAUAUUAACACAUCAUGACCAAAGACUUAUAUCUUCAUUGGUCUACGACCCACGAAUAUGCAUCGUGAACGAAGACUUGAUCUACAACUAUCGGAGUUCGAUUUACAACUUCAGUAUUUCAUUGUUCAGACCCGUUGCUUUUCGAAGCAAUCUAAACUUCGUGUUCUCUCCAUUAUCGAUAUGGAUAAUGCUCGCGGCGAUCGCGGAGGGUGCUGAGCCUUUAACGCAGCAGAAACUGUUCCAACUUCUAAACCUGCCUAAUGACCCGUGCAUUCGACAGCUUUACUACCAACUAGCGACUACUCGUGCGUUCCCUACCAACGACGUGAAUAUUAAAAGCACAAGGGUCCUAUUAAUCAAUGAUGGUACCGUAUUAAACCCAAGUUGGCACGGCUUAGUAGUGAAGAAUUCUCUUCUAGAGGUAAUAACAGCGCCGAUGAGAUACAACCCGGUAGCAACAGCUAAUGAGAUUAAGAGAAUCAUGUCUGCGCGUCUCCCAAGACUGGAUCUGAGUGGAAACUCAGUUCUUUUAGACACUAUGGACUACAACGGCUUAUGGACUACAGCAUUCGGUGAUGCGGUCGUCGAACGAGCCCCAUUCUACGAUUUAGUAGGAAAACAAAUAGGAACAGUGGAUAUAAUGAAAGUUAAAAGACGAGCAAGGAUGGGUUAUGUUAAGAAACUAAACGCUAAGGUACUUGAAUUGCCUGUUGGUGCUGACGAACGUUAUCGAAUGUUGUUCAGCGUUGUUAUAGGGGGUGCUGACUUGAAGCCUAUUGUUACUGGUGUCACUAAGGAGCUUAUCUUUGAAUUGUUUGCUGGGCUGAGACACAGCUACGUACAGAUAGAUGUUGCGAUACCAAGAACGGUGAUAACUAGCGAGGUGGAUGUGAGGACUGUGUUAGAAGAUUUGGGAGUUCACGAGCUUUGGACUGAUCCGUCUGUUACUAGGUACAUAUCAAACCCACCAGCUCACCCGAGCAGCUUCGUGCAGCGAUCUACUGCAGUGCUCAACAACACUGGCCUGUACUUCGAACCUGCAGAAUACAGCCACCCCUCAGGCCUCCGCACUGGCUUAGAACCUAUUCUAGGAACAGACUUUGUGGCUGACCGGCCUUUCUUGUUUGGCUUGGUAGAUUCGGAGACCAAGUCAAUCCUUUUGGCGGCAGCGUUUUCUAGACCUACUUAUCCUCUUUGAGGUUUUGGUAAUAAAUGGUGAGGAUUAUU